Vollenhovia emeryi is the source of this 840-nucleotide messenger RNA. Its product is annotated as keratin-associated protein 6-2-like. The record is from RefSeq and is a predicted model, not a curated record. The transcript has 2 exons. NCBI's taxonomy places the organism in Eukaryota, Metazoa, Arthropoda, Insecta, Hymenoptera, Formicidae. Bases 283 to 840 code for a protein of 185 amino acids.
GUCUAAGAAUUGAUUUGGCGUUCUCGUUUACUAUUUUUUUUGUUGUAAAGAUUAGGCGUUAAUCUCGACGUUAAUUGCUAUUACCCAGUGAGAAAUGAUUCGUCGAUCGACGUCGAAAUGAUGUCGAAUCGACAUCAAUUCGAUGGUGUUGAUGUCGAUUGACAAAUCAUUUCUCACUGGGUAUGGGAUGGAAAAAUAUGUUUACUUUCCGGGUUGCGCCCGGAGGGAUUUGCGUUCGGUCGGGACAAUGAGCCGCUGCAACACAACAUGUGUAUUUAACCCAUGUCACUUGCAUCACUAUAUCCUACUUUGAACUCGUUGCAGCUCGUACUAGCCGUCCUCGUCGGCCUGGCAAUGCCGAUUUACGGCGAGGAGACACAGGUUGAGAAGAAACAGGAGAAGAGGGGCGUGCUGGGCUUGGGUUACGGGACCUACGGAGGAUUAGGAAACGGCCUGCUCGCGGGACCUGCUUACGGAAGCUACGGACAGAGCUAUCACGGCGGCGUUGGCACGGCCUACACCGCGGGUCACGGCAUCGCCGUGCCGGCGGCCUACGGCUACAGCGUGCCCGUGGCGUCCCACGGAUAUGCCGCGCCCGUGUACUCGUCUUAUCGCGUCGGUUACGCCGGCGGCCUGGGAUACGGCGGCGCGGGCCUGGCAGGCGGCCUCGGCCACGGCGUCGGAGGUCUCGGUGGGUAUGGCGUCGGACUGGGAUACGGAGCCAGGGGUCUCGGACACGGCGGUGCGGUAAUCGGAUACGGCGCUGGUCUAGGAUACGGCGCGGGACUCGGGCACGGGCUCGGCGCCGGUAUCGGCGCCGGUUACGGCCACGGAUGGUGA